Molecule: messenger RNA, 4181 nt
Organism: Calypte anna (Anna's hummingbird)
Lineage: Eukaryota; Metazoa; Chordata; Aves; Apodiformes; Trochilidae
Gene: NHSL3
Product: KIAA1522 ortholog
Exons: 7
Coding region: 105-3572 (1155 amino acids)
Biological process (GO): cell differentiation
Source: RefSeq, a predicted model, not a curated record
CCCGUCUCCCGCCGCCCCCCGGGCCAGGCCGGAGCCCCCUCGGCUCCGCCAUGUAGCGCCCCGGGCUCCUCCACCCGCCCGCGGUGGAGGGCGAGAGCGGCCACAUGGGCAACGCGCACCGCAAGAGGAGCCCGGCGGGCGUCAAGGCCGGUUCCUCCUGGCCCUUCGGCCGCCCGAAGAAGCAGGGGGCAGGCACUGCCAAGGGCGAGCCAGAGAAGCGGCUGAGCGUGCAGUACACAGCAGGCGAGGAAUGCCCCAACAAUGUCUUCUUCCCCAGCACACGGCCCCCACACCUGGAGGAGCUGCACAACCAGGCUCAGCAGGGGCUGAAGUCCCUGCAGCACCAAGAGAAGCAGAAGCAGACCAAAAGUGCCUGGGACCACGGGGACACCAGCAGCCUCCAGUCCUGUGUGUCCUUGGAGGAUGACAGCGUGUCCUUACGGAGCCAGGCGGCCUCCUGUGCCACCGACAGCACCUCUGAGGAUGCCCUCUCCAUCCGCUCCGAGAUGAUCCAGAGGAAAGGUUCCACCUUCCGACCACAUGACUCCUUUUCCAAAUCCUCAGAGAGGGCUGGCAAAAAGAGGAAGGAGAGGAGAACAACGGUGCUGGGCAUCCCUCAGCAUGUCCAGAAGGAGCUGGGUCUCAGGAACAGCCGGGAAGCCAAGGCACACCCUGAGGCUGCUGGGCGAGGGCAGGCAGAGCACGGGGGCAGCCAGGAUCCCCAGCCCUUGCUGAAUGGCAGACAGGUCUCCGGUGAUGCCAUCCGCAUCCCCACCAUUGAUGGGAAGCUACAGCCUCUGGCUGUCCCCGGGGGUGCCCGUGUCUGCUUGGGAGCCCUGGAGGCAGAUGCAGCCCUGCAGAAGCAUAUCGACUGUGUUUAUUACGAUGACACAUUGCUGGGGAGGAAGACAGCAGCCAAGUUGUCACCGAUGGUGAGGCCGAAGUCACUGGCUGUGCCAGGCAUGACCACCAACACCAGCCCUCCAGAGCUGCUGAGCCCUGUCAUGUCCAUCUCACCCCAGGGCACUUACAUGUCCAAGAUCAUCCCCAACGCCAUCCUGCCACCCAUGGUGGACGUGGUGGCCCUGACAAGGAGCAGUGUGCGGACACUGAGCCGCUGCAGCCUGGUGUCGUCCAGCCCGGCCUCCGUGCGCUCCCUCGCCCGCUUCUCGGAGCGCAGCGCCCGCAGCCGCGAGCCCUCCUCCUCCAGUGACAACUGGAGCCACUCCCAGUCCACAGAGACCAUUGUCUCCAACAGCUCCACCAUCUCAUCCCAGGGCGGUUCUGACCGUCGGCAACACAAGGCUGGGCCGCGGGGCGAGGCUGAAACUGCAGCUCGCUCUGACACCGACCAAGUCAGCGUCUACAGCUCUGCCAGCUUCUCCAGCUCCUGCUCCAAGCCCAUCACUGAGCCCACGCCUGUGACCCCUGGGCUCCUGGCUGUGGGGAGCACCAGCGGACGGGUGUCCCCCGCCUACAGCACGAGCAGCAAGGCUGAGGGCUCAGACACGGGCAGCCUGGCUAGCGAGCGCUCAUCUACCCGCAGUGUCUCCCUCAGGAAGAUGAAGAAACCUCCGGCCCCUCCUCGCAGGACUUACUCACUGCACCAGAAGGCCUCAGGGGAGCCCAAAGUGCUGGGGUUGCCCCCCAAAUCCGACCGGCAGUCCCAGCGGGAGAGCAACGCACCCUGGUCCCCGCGCCCUGAGCCCUUCAGUCCCACGGCCGAGGAUGAGGUCUUCUCCCCAUCAUCACUGAGCGAGACCAGCAGCCUCCGUUCUGAGAGCCUGGUGGGCACCAACUCCCCCGAGGUCUCACGGGGCAGCCCUGGGGUGACAGUGGUGCUGAGGGAGCCCCAGGCUCAGCCCAAGUGGAGCUGCCCAGAUGGAUCUGACCGCACCAUGUCUCCCUCCAGUGGCUACUCCAGCCAGAGUGGGACACCCACACUGCCCGCCAAGGGCUUGGGACCCCCAUCUGUGUCCCCAGGCAGGGCUCAGUCCCAGAAGCCAGACCGGGUCUCGUCCCUUCAGUCACCCACGCUCUCCAUGUCCUCCUCCCUCACCUCCAUCUCCUCCUCAGCCUCAGACCCAGCUCCCCCUGAGACACUGCCCGGACGCUCAGACAGGUUCAUCAUCCCACCGCACCCCAAGGUGCCUGCUCCCUUCUCCCCACCACCCACCAAGCCCCAUCAGCUUACAGCCCCCACUGGCCCCCUCCAUCCUUCACCAGACCCUCCGGUGCCCAGCACUGCCAGCCAGGAGCCCCCAGCCAAGCCCAGCAGCAAAUCUCCACCGCCAUCACCACCACCUGCCUACCACCCACCUCCCCCCCCGGCAAAGAAGGCAGAGGGGAGCCCCCACGCCACCAGCGAAGCCCCCACCGAUGCCUCCUGGCCUCCUCCUCCCCCCCCGGCUCCUGAGGAGCACGACCUGUCCAUGGCAGACUUCCCUCCUCCAGAUGAAGCUUACUUCUCCAGCCUGCUCCCCGAUGCCACACCAUCUCCAGCAGCUGAGCAGAAAGCAUCAGCAGAGGCUGCGUCUUCUUCCUUCUCAGCCACCGUUUCCUCAUGCAGCCAGCAGCAGGACCCUCUGGCUGGGAUGCUGCCACCACCUUCCCUUGCUGAGCCCCCUCCCAAGGCCACUGUGCCCCCACCACCCCCACUCCCCACACCCUCGGCUCCCGCACCACCACCCAUAACCGGCCUUAAGAAGGCGACCAACGGCCUGCGGGCAGAAGCCAAGAAGGAACAGGCAUCAUGGAGCAAGAGCAGCCUGGUGCCCAAGGAGGAUGCCAGCCUGCCCAUCGUCACGCCCUCGCUGCUGCAGAUGGUGCGGCUGCGCUCCGUGAACAUGGAGCCCCCCAUCGCUGGUGGUAUUGGUACUGGUACCGGUGCUGAGGAGCGGCUGGCACCCCAGAAGCCCGUCCGACGGUCCAUGUCCACACGGCAGCCCCCUCCUGCCAAAGACGUGGUGCCUUCCAACCAGCUCCACCAUGCCGUGCACCUCAAGGCAGCCACCUUGUCCUCUGGAGAGGCUGUGGAGAAGCCGCUGGGCAGCAGAGAGGCUCUGCCCGGGCCUGAGGGCCCCCCUGGGGAAGGCCAGCAGUCCCCCAGGAACAAGUCACCAGCCUCCACUGCCAGCUUCAUCUUUGCCAAGAGCUCCAAGAAGCUGGUGAUUGAGACAGCCUCAUCCCCUGAGGCGCAGGCAGACCUGAAGAGGAGCUUGGUGGCCGAGCUGAUGAAUAUGUCGGGGCAGCGCUCAGCAGCCCCGGCUGCUGCCCAGCAGGGCCCCAGCAAGGCACAAGGCCACCGAAAACCAGGCAAGGUGCCCCCUCCGGUAGCCAAGAAGCCUGUGCUUGGCCCAGGGCCAGCUCCUUCUCCCCUAAGUCCGAAGGUGCCGGCGCUGGAGGCACUGGGCUCCCCCAUGCCGGACGGGAAGGCCAAGACAGUGCUGGCGGAUGAGAGCAGGACUAAGACUGAGCCGGCAGGGACAGCGGCCUCAGAGACAGAUGCGAGCACCACGGAGCCACCAGCUCAGAGCCUCCCAGCACAAGAUGGACGGGGAGAGACAGCCUGAAGGACACAACUGCAGGAUGGUGUCCCCACCAACAGGAAUCCAAAUCUCUCAGGGACCUGGGCAGGUCAACAGACAAGUGUGGAACUGGCAACUAACUUAAUACAGGAAGCAAACAGCCUUAGCCUCCAUGGCCUUGAUGAUAUUUAUGCAAAAAUGGUGUUGGUUUCACUUAUCCUAAGUACUACAGCUUUAUUUUGCUUUUUUUUUUUUUUUUUUUUUUUAUUGGAUUUGGGGCCCAGAACGAGCACCUCCUCCCUGCCGGGUGGCUGCAACAAAAGGAGCGCAGGGGCUGAAGCUGCUGGAGCUGGAGCUGCUCUGCUUCUGGCCAGCCAGGCCCACCAGGAAUGGAAGCACUUUGGACAAGUGAACAGGAAGGCUUUGGCCAUGGCAGCAGGACAGGUCGUGGCACUGGCUGGAAGGGACCAGGACCUUUGAUGGAAAGCCAAGAGGACCUCUUGGCCACCACCUGGCCCAGCCAGCCCGCAGCUGCACUGGCCACAGGGUGGAAUGGGGGAGCCUGGCUGCCCCCACCAGCUGGUCAUCAGGCUUUGGGGUAAUGAGCCUCAAUUUGUUUCUGUAAACUCGGGUCACAUUGUGAUUUCUUUGAUU